Nycticebus coucang (slow loris) is the source of this 1561-nucleotide messenger RNA. RefSeq names its product protein Tob1-like. Gene Ontology annotation, cellular component: cytoplasm; nucleus. The transcript has a single exon. Gene Ontology annotation, biological process: regulation of gene expression. Gene Ontology annotation, molecular function: transcription corepressor activity. NCBI's taxonomy places the organism in Eukaryota, Metazoa, Chordata, Mammalia, Primates, Lorisidae. The coding region runs from base 736 to 1335 and encodes 199 amino acids. The record is from RefSeq and is a predicted model, not a curated record.
CCAUUCCGAGCUAGAAGCAGCAAACUCCCGAGGCCUCAUCCCUCUGCCUGGCGGUGGCCACGUCUUGCACUUGGCCAGCUCGGCGCUCAGACCCUCCUGUGUCCCCGCCCUGCCGCCCUUUCCCUAGCCCAGCGGCGGGCUGUUGGUGGAAGCAGCCCCGAAGCAGCCCGAACAAGAUCACUCAAGGUGAAGGAUAAAUCUACCAAUAACAGCACUUUGAAUGAAAAUUUGUUUCCCUGCCACAAACUGAACACUUUUUUUUUUUUUUUUUUUGGUGGGAGCAUUGUAACAAACCUAACUUUGUGGCAUAGCAUCUAUGCAAGCUUGAAAUCCAAGUAGCACUAAAUUUUGUUAUUUCAUAUUUAUACAAUAAGCUUCCCAGGAGACGUGUCAACAUUUUUGGUGAAGAGCUUGAAAGACUUCUUAAGAAGAAAUAUGAAGGGCACUGGUAUCCUGAAAAGCCAUACAAAGGAUCAGGGUUUAGAUGUAUCCAUGUAGGGGAGAAAGUGGACCCAGUGAUUGAACAAGCAUCAACAAGAGAGUGGUUUGGACAUUGAUGAUGUUCGUGGCAAUCUGCCACAGGAUCUCAGUGUUUGGAUCGACCCAUUUGAGGUUUCCUACCAAAUUGGUGAAAAGGGACCAGUGAAGGUGCUUUAUGUGGAUGAUAAUAAUGAAAAUGGAUGUGAGUUGGAUAAGGAGAUCAAAAACAGCUUCAACCCAGAGGCCCAGGUUUUUAUGCCCAUAAGUGUCCUAGCCUCUUCAGUGUCCAGUUCUCCAUCACCUCCCUUUGGUCAUUCUGCUGCUGUAAGCCUUACCUUCAUGCCCCCGUCCACUCAGCCUUUAACCUUUACCACUGCCACUUUUGCUGCCACCAAGUUUGGCUCUACCAAAAUGAAGAAUAGUGGCCGUAGCAACAAGGUUGUAUGUACUUCUCCUAUCAACCUCGGCUUGAAUGUGAAGGACCUCUUGAAGCAGAAAGCCAUCUCAUCCUCAAUGCACUCUCUGUAUGGGCUUACCCUGGGUAGCCAGCAGCAGCCACAGCAGCAGCCACCAUCACUGCAGCAGCAGCAGCAACAGCAGCAGAAAACCUCUGCUCUGUCUCCUAAUGCCAAGGAAUUUAUUUUUCCUAAUAUGCAGGGUCAAGGUAGUAGUACCAAUGGAGUGUUCCCAGGUGAUAACCCCCUUAACCUCAGUCCUCUCCAGUACAGUAAUGCCUUUGAUGUGUUUGCAGCCUAUGGAGGCCUGAAUAAGAAGUCUUUUGUAGAUGGCUUGAAUUUUAGCUUAAAUAACAUGCAGUAUUCUAACCAGCAAUUCCAGCCUGUUAUGGCUAACUAAAAAAAAAAAAAAAAAUGUACAAGUUAAAAUGAAUGGGCCCAAGGGGGAUCUUUUGGUCUUUUUUUUUUUUUCCCCUUUUACCUCCUUGAGAUUUUUUUUUAAGCUUAUAGUAAGGAUACAUUUAAGCUUGAUUACAAAAAUAAAACAUGCAUCAUUUUUCAUUUGCCAACCAAGCCCAAAGUUAUUUUAUACUGACAGUAUAUUUUAAAGUAUACUCUCAGAUAUG